AUGCAUCCACACCUUCAGAGCCUUGACCACAGCCAAAAGUUCCCGGUCCCCCACAUCAUAGUUUUGCUCUGCCGGACUGAGCUAUUUCGAAAAGAAAGCACAGGGGCGGAGCUUCGGUGGCGUACCCAAGCACUGAGACAGCACAGCUCCUAUCCCAGCCUCGGACGAGUGCUCCGCCUGCUACCUCAACUUCCUGGAGAACCACCCCAGCACCGACCAGUAGUGUCCCCUCUGCAGCCACAGCUGGUGCAGGGAAUUGUCCCCCCUCCGGCCCCUCUCAUAGCAGCCCCUCCCAACUCCAUCGGUGUUGGAUCCAAGGUGCUGGGAAAUGGAACGGACGGACCCCGAUCCGGACAUCUGUGGGAGGCCAACAGGCCGACUAAAACUAAUACUACUACUACUACCACUACGACCACUAGGCCUACUACCACUACUACUACUACUACUACUACUACUACUACUACUACCACUAGGCCUACUACUACCACUAAUACUACUACUACUUCUACUACUACUACUACUACUACUACCACUAGGACUACCACUAGUACUAUUACCACUAGGCCUACUAUCACUACGACUACUACUACUACUACUACUACUACUACUUCUACUACUACUACUACUACCACUCUGCCUACUACCACUACUACGACCACUAGGCCUACUACCACUACUACGACCACUAGGCCUACUACCACUACUACUACCACUAGGCCUACUACCACUACUACGACCACUAGGCCUACUACCACUACUACUACCACUAGGCCUACUACCACAACUACUAUCACUCGGCCAAAUACCACUACUACUAUCACUAGGCCUACUAUUACUUCUUAUUCUACCACUACGACCACUAGGCCUACUACCACUACUACGAUCACAAGGCCUACUACCCCUACUACUACCACUAGGCCUAUUACCACUACUACGACCACUAGGCCUACUACCACUUCUACUACCACUAGGCCUACUACCACUACUACUAUCACUAGGCCUACUACCACUACUACUACCACGAGGCCUACUACCACUACUACUAUCACGAGGCCUACUACCACUACUACUAUCACGAAGCCUACUACUACUUCUUAUUCUACCACUACUACCACUAGGCCUACUACCACUACUACGAUCACUAGGCCUACUACCACUACUACUACUACUACUACUACUACUACUACUACUACUACUACUACUACUACCACUAGGCCAACAACCACUACUACUACCACUACUAUCACGAGGCCUACCACCACUACUACUACUACUACUACUUCUACUACUACUACUACUACUACCACUAAUACUACUACCGCCACUACUACUAUUACUACCACCACUACUACCACCACCACUACUACUACCUCUACUACUACUACUACUACUACCACUACCACUACUACUACCACUACCACUAAUGGGCCUACUACCACUACAGCUACUACUACCACUACUACUACUACUACUACUACUACUACUACUACUACAAUGACAACUACUACUAAGGCUUCUACCACUACUACUACUACUACCACUAAUACUACUACCACUAUGGCUACUAACACUACUACUACUACUAACACUAGGCCUACGACCUCUACUACCACAACUACCAUUAGGGCUACUACCACUACUACUACUACCACUAGGCCAACUACUACAACUGCAACUACUCCCACUACUACUACUACCACUACUACUACUACUACUUCUACUACCACUGCUACUACUAAUAUCACUAGGGCUCAUAUCACUACUACUAUUACCAGUACUCAUACUACUUCUACUACCACGAGUACUACUACCACUACUACUACUUCAACCACUAGGCCUACUACCACUACUACUACUACUACCACUGGUACUACUACCACUACUACUACGUCUACCACUAGUACUACUACCACUACUACUACGUCUACCACUAGUACUACCACAACUACUACUACUACAACUACUACUACCACUUGGACUACAACAAAUAUAUCUAUUACUAAAACUAGUACUACAGCCACUACUACCACUACUAGCAUUAGUUCUACUACCAAUACUACUGCUACUACUAACACUACUACUACUACUACUACCACCACUACUAAUACUACUACCACUACUACUACUACUACCACUAGUACUACAACCACUACUACUAAGUCUACCACUAGUACUACUACCACUACUACUACGUCUACCACUAGUACUAACACAACUACUACUACUACAACUACUACUACCACUUGGCCUACUACCAAUACUACUAUUACUACCACUGGUACUACAGCCACUACUACUACAACUACUUCCACUACUACCACUACUAAUACUACUACCACUACUAGCAUUAGUUCUACUACCAAUACUACUGCUACUACUACCACUACUACAACUACCACGAGGACUACCACUACCACUACUACCACUACUACUACUACUACUACCACCACUACAACUACUACUACCACUACUACUACCACUAGUACUACUACCACUACUACUACGCCUACUACCACCACUACUACUACUACUACUACUACUACUAUCACUAGGCCUACUACCACUACUACUAUCACUAGGCCUACUACCACUACUACUAUCACUAGGCCUACUACUACUACUACUAUCACUAGGCCUACUACUUCUUCUUAUUCUACCACUAAGACCACUAGGCCUACUACCACUACUACGACCACUAGGCCUACUACCACUACUACUACCACUAGGCCUAUUACCACUACUACGACCACUAGGCCUACUACCACUACUACUACCACUAGGCCUACUACCACUACUACUAUCACGAGGCCUACUACCACUACUACUAUCACUAGGCCUACUACCACUACUACUAUCACUAGGCCUACUACCACUACUACUAUCACUAGGCCUACUACCACUACUACUAUCACUAGGCCUACUACUACUACUACUAUCACUAGGCCUACUACCACUACUACUAUCACUAGGCCUACUACCACUACUACUAUCACUAGGUCUACUACUACUUCUUAUUCUACCACUACUACCACUAGGCCUGCUACCACUACUACGACCACUAGGCCUACUACCACUACUACUACCACUAGGCCUACUACCACUACUACUACCACUAGGCCUACUACCACUACUACUAUCACUAGGCAUACUACUAAUUCUACUAUCAAUAGGCCUACUACUACUACUUAUCCAACCACUACUACCACUUGGCCUACUACCACUACUACCACUUCCACUGCUACUCCUCCUCCUCUUCCUCCUCCCCCUCCCCGCUGUGAUAAUUCAAGUAAGACUGGAGAUCCAGAGAUAUUAGACAGCUGA
This is a messenger RNA of Oncorhynchus masou masou (cherry salmon), 3321 nucleotides long. RefSeq names its product mucin-2-like. The coding region runs from base 1 to 3321 and encodes 1106 amino acids. Lineage: Eukaryota; Metazoa; Chordata; Actinopteri; Salmoniformes; Salmonidae. The transcript is spliced from 6 exons. The record is from RefSeq and is a predicted model, not a curated record.